AGUAACCACCUGCCAGCAUCCCCACUUUGUGUAAGGCGACGUCUGUAUUUAUAACGGCGCCGCCAGUACCUUUGCUUCUUCCUCUUUACUACUUUCUUCACUGUCCUCAGUCUCCAUCCUUCUCCCUCCACAUCUACAUCCCCACACUACCCCGCAUUACCCCACCAUGCCAACCGUCCACCCAUUUGCACCUCUAAGCGGAGACGAGAUCAAGGCUGCUUCCACCAUACUUCGGGGGGCGUGGCCCACUGGCACAGAUGUCUACUUCAAAACCGUCACACUGGAGGAACCGGCGAAGGUCGAAGCGAUCCCGUACUUGGAGGCUGAGCAUAGUGGCAGAUCGCUACCAACCAUCCACAGGCGUGCCUUCAUAAAUUACUAUAUCCGGAACACGAACAAAUACCACGAAGCUAUCGUAAAUUUGUUCUCCGGCACCGUCGAGAAGAACGUGCGAUUGGGUCCCAACGUUCACGCCAAUGGCGAUGCUGAGGAGAUAAUCGCCAUUGAAAAGACCGCACUGGAAGAUGAAGGCGUCCGGGCCGCAAUCGCCAAACUUCAGCUCCCCAAAGGUACCGUCGUGAUUGUUGACCCAUGGAUUUAUGGCUCAGACGGCGUCAAUGACGAUGACCGCAUGUAUCAAUGCUUUCUGUACAUGCGAGACCCCCUGAACUCUGAUGAGGCCGACUCAAACCACUAUGCGCUGCCGCUGCCCGUCUCGCCUGUCAUUUCCACCGAAACAAUGAAGGUUAUUCGCAUCGACAUUCUACCCACAGGCGCCGACAACACGGUCAAGCCGCUUGGGCCCAUGAAGAUCCACCCAGCCAACGAAUACAUUCCGGAGGCGCAGACACUACGGACAGAUUUGAAGCCGCUGAACGUGGUGCAACCCGAGGGCGCUAGCUUCAGCGUCAACCAGGAGGGAACGUCAACGGUGCUGAAGUGGCAGAAGUGGAGCUUCCGGGUGGGCUUCAACCAGCGCGAGGGCAUGGUGCUUUACGACGUACGGUACGACGGACGCAGUCUUUUCUACCGCGUGUCGCUUUCGGACAUGAACAUUCCAUACGCAGACCCGCGGCACCCAUUCCACAAGAAGGCUGCCUUCGAUCUGGGCGAUGCCGGCGCGGGUAUAAUGGCCAACAACCUUAAGCUGGGUUGCGACUGUCUCGGCAGCAUCUACUACCUGUCUGCGGAACUCUCAGAUGACAAGGGUGGUAUCGUCGAAAUGCCCAACGUCGUCUGCAUUCACGAACAAGACGCGGGCAUUGGCUGGAAGCACACCAACUACCGCACCGGGCGGGCGGCCGUGGUGCGCAACCGUGAGCUCAUUGUCCAGAGCAUAAUCACCGUCUCCAAUUAUGAAUACAUCCUUGCUUUCCAGUUCAAUCAGGCCGGCGAGCUCAGUUACGAGGUUCGCGCCACCGGCAUCCUGUCCACCCAGCCCAUCGACGAGGGCCUCGACGUGCCCUUCGGUACCGUCGUCCAUCCCGGCGUCCUCGCCGUCCACCAUCAACAUAUCUUCUCACUGCGUAUUGACCCCGCCCUCGACGGGCACGCCAACCGCCUGGUCUACACUGAGGCGCACCCCCUCCCGCGCAGCGACUUCAACCCACAUGGCACAGGCUACACGGUUCAGACAACGCCCGUGGCAACAACCGGUGGAUACGAUCUUGACACGCAGCGAAACCGCGUCUUCAAGAUUGAGAAUGCCUCGUCGCGCAACCCGGUCAAUGGCGCUCCUGUUGCGUACAAGAUCGUCGCCCCGCCAUUCCAGCACAUGCUCGCAGACGAGGACUCAUUCCACCGCCGGCGCGCCGAGUUUGCCGACCACGACAUCUAUCUCACAACACACCGCGACAGCGAGUUCUACGCAGGCGGACGCUACACGAACCAGUCGCGGGGAGGGACGGGCGUGCGCAGUUGGGCGGCGCGCAACGAACCGGCGCUCGACAAGGACAUUGUCGUGUAUGUGCAGUUCGGCAUCAACCAUAUCCCGCGGAUCGAAGACUUCCCCGUCAUGCCGGUCGAGACGCUGCGCGUGGCGCUGAAGCCAGUCAACUUCUUCGAUAAGAACCCUGCGCUGGAUGUGCCGCCUAGCGAGCAGGCGUUUAAUAAGAGCACGUCGCUUGGAGUGCAGCAUCACCAGGGAGAGAGCGAGGCGAAGAUCGGUGCGCAAGGCGAGGUGUGUUGUCCGCCGAAGGGCGGGGCGAGCAAGCUGUGAGGAGGCGUGGUUUGGGCUGAGUGGCUGCCUGACAGGUCGUGGUACAAAGUACUAGCUCGAUUCUCUUUCGAGCAGCGACUUGAUCGGCGGUGCGCUUCAGCGUGGCGUUGGAUAUGUGGCGCGGAAGGUCAGCUUAUCGUCCACUCUA
Messenger RNA from Aplosporella prunicola CBS 121167, 2366 nucleotides. RefSeq lists its product as uncharacterized. The coding region runs from base 167 to 2218 and encodes 683 amino acids. Gene Ontology annotation, biological process: amine metabolic process. NCBI's taxonomy places the organism in Eukaryota, Fungi, Ascomycota, Dothideomycetes, Botryosphaeriales, Aplosporellaceae. Gene Ontology annotation, molecular function: copper ion binding; primary methylamine oxidase activity; quinone binding. The transcript has 2 exons. The record is from RefSeq and is a predicted model, not a curated record.